AUGAUUCAUCGCUUACUGACGGCGGUUGUCACGUUUGUGCAGUCAUUUUUCCUACCCGAGCAUCAGCUUCUGUCGAGCCAGAAGUGGGUUUUGGGACUAGUGAAUUUGGCUACUGUGGUGAUCUUCUGGGUUCUGUCGUCGUUCCUAAUCAACGACCUCUUUGAGACAAAUGUCUACCGCAAACCGUUUUUCAUCACAUGGAUUAACACUUCUUGCUUUGUGUUUUAUUUCAUUCCAUACUUGCGCUACAAAAAUCUUUCCGUGGUUGGUUUUAUAGACCUCCUUAAGCAGGAUUACGAGAAGUGCAAUUAUCAGCGUAUAGUGGACGUGGAGUCGGUGCCUGUUUCUGCCAAUGAGUACGGAGCAUCUCAGGAUAAUUUGGUGGAUUCGGAGCCAGAGACCCAGUUGGAAAUGGACACAAAAGAUUCAGAUGAGGAAGUUCCCGUAUACGAGACCGUGAAGUUAUCACUUCAAUUCGUUAUGCUCUGGUUCUGUGCCAACUUGGUCACGAACUCAUCGCUCUCGUACACUUCUGUUGCAUCGCAGACGAUUUUGUCGUCCACUUCGUCGUUCUUCACUCUUUUGGUGGGGUACUUGUAUCACAUUGAGAAGAUCAACACCAAUAAGAUCGUGGGCAUCAUGCUUUCGUUUGGGGGUGUGCUUAUAGUAACCAGAAUCGACUCUUCGGACUCAUCACACCUUCCUGAGGGAUCCACGCCACUCCUAGUUCUCUGGGGCAACUUGCUAGCACUUUCUGGUGCGUUGAUCUAUGGUAUUUACACCAUUCUUUUGAAGCAUAAAAUCACAAAGGAGAACUCUACAACUGAGCGUGUUUUGGACACCCAUCUCUUUUUUGGGUUUGUUGGACUCUCGUGCCUCCUUCUUCUAUGGCCGGUGAUCAUUAUUUUGCACUUCACAGGCGUAGAAGUUUUUGAGAUUCCGCUGGGAGCUCAUGUUCUUGGGCUAUUGACGAUGAAUGCGUUGAUUACAUUCAUCAGCGACUUCUGCUGGUGCAAGGCAGUGUUGCUCACCAGUCCAUUGACUGUGACGGUGGGGCUUUCGCUUACGAUUCCAUUGGCGAUGGUAGGGGAUUGGUUCAUCAAGGGUUUUCAUGUGAACUUGUGGUAUUUAUUUGGUGCGGUCAUUGUCACGUUGGGGUUCUUGGUCAUCAACAAGGAUGAGAAGGAAGAUUUUGUGAAUGAUAAUUAG
Sungouiella intermedia is the source of this 1209-nucleotide messenger RNA. Lineage: Eukaryota; Fungi; Ascomycota; Pichiomycetes; Serinales; Metschnikowiaceae. The record is from the annotation of a GenBank genome assembly.